AUGAACAAGGUGAACUCUAAGAUCGUGGCGAAGACCCUUACCACAUACAACAAAAGGGGAUGGCGCGAGGCGCAGGCUGUUCCUUGCUUUGUAAAAUCACCUUUUGUUUACUGUGGACAUUUCAUCUACUAUACAAAAGCUUCUCACAAACAAAUGAAGCUUGGUCUCGUCUUCCUUGCUGCUGGACUUUUAUUCCCGACUCAGCUUAGAGGGGUGACAUAUGAUUCACAAAAGAAAGAAGGCAAGAAGGAAGAAGAGGAGGACACGGGGAGAUUUCUCAUCUCUCACUCCAGAUCAACGUCAAUAUUUGAGGCAGUCUCGGAUACGAAGGAUGGUGGGGGAUCAUUCGAAUAUGUAACUCGUGAAAAUGGCUCUGAAGAUAUGGUAUGGCGAGUAGGUGAGUGGAACGGCGCAACCGAGGGGCAACGUGGGGCGAAAUCGUUAGAUUCUAGAAAUCGGGAUGAUGGGCGCGGUUUCUGUUUAGAAAAAGAGAAUCCAUGA
Messenger RNA from Histoplasma mississippiense, 501 nucleotides. RefSeq lists its product with no specific name. The transcript is spliced from 6 exons. The coding region runs from base 1 to 501 and encodes 166 amino acids. The record is from RefSeq and is a predicted model, not a curated record. NCBI's taxonomy places the organism in Eukaryota, Fungi, Ascomycota, Eurotiomycetes, Onygenales, Ajellomycetaceae.